AAGGAAAAUAAGCACAAGAAGAAGACGGGAGAGGAAGAGGAGCUAUGGCAGUAAGCUAAUUUGGUAAACAAAAAGCUAGCUGGCCUUUAAAAGCUUGGUGUUAAACAAUGUACCAGUCAAGAUGGGCCAGGCGCUGUGCAUAUGCUCCCGUGGCUCCAUCACCAUUGAUAAUAAAAAAUACUACUUUGUACAGAAACUAGACGAAGGUGGGUUCAGUUAUGUUGAUCUGGUAGAAGGGGUGAAGGAUGGGCACUUCUAUGCCCUAAAGAGGGUCCUGUGCCAUGACCGUGAAGGUCGUCAGGAGGCUCAGACAGAGAUGGAGAUGCAUCAGUUGUUCAACCACCCCAACAUCUUGAGCCUGGUUGCACACGCCUUUGUUGACCGUGGAGGCAAGACUGAAGCCUGGUUACUUCUGCCGUAUAUUAGAAAAGGCAGUCUGUGGUCUGUUCUAGAGAAGCUAAGAGACAAGGGGAGCUCGAUGCCUGAAAAACUGAUUUUGCAAAUCCUGCGUGGCAUCUGCUCUGGACUCAAGGUCAUUCAUGAGAAAGGCUACGCACACAGAGACCUGAAGCCCACAAAUGUGCUUCUGGAUGAGGAUGACAGGCCGGUUCUGAUGGACCUGGGCUCUAUGAACCAUGCCAGAAUUGAGGUUAGAGGAACCAGAGAAGCCAUGACCAUACAGGACUGGGCAGCCCAGCGGUGCACCAUUUCCUACAGGGCUCCUGAACUCUUCAAUGUAGAGAGCCACUGCAUUAUAGAUGAGCGCACUGAUAUCUGGUCGCUUGGCUGUGUGCUUUACUGCAUGAUGAUGUUGGAGGGGCCAUAUGACAUGGUGUUUCAGAAGGGGGACAGUGUUGCCCUUGCUGUCCAGAAUCCAGUGGCCAUCCCACAGUCUUGCAGUUACUCACAGGGCCUUCAGAUGCUGCUGAGCUCCAUAAUGGUGUCAAAUCCCCAGGAGAGACCAAACAUCAACUGGGUUCUUGACCAGGUACAGGACCUGCAGAGUCGCAGCCCCAACACCCAAACCAACAUGGUCUAAUCUUGCAUGGUGCACUGGAUGUGGGACACCUUUGCACACAUAAAGGAACAUCUCUUAAUUUGAGCUUGAAAAUAUUUCUUUUAUUUAUUGAUUUUAGUGUAAAAGCUUAGGUACAGACUUUGACUCAGCUUGGGGGGCUUGGCAACAACAGCUUUUAGUUUGAAUGAUCCUAUGUAGCCUGUGUGUAACAGUGGAGCCUUUUAGUUCUAUAUAGACAAAUUAUCUGAAGAUACUAAAAGGCCUUAAAUGUAAUUUGACCCUGCAAUAUAAUGGUUGUCAAAUCCUUUCUCUAAUAAUGAGCUUGAAAUGCCUUUUCAUUUUCUAAUAAGGAAGUUGCUUUGGCUUGUAUUCUGGAAUAGUUUGACGUUUUUAAAAAUGCUCUUAAUCGCUUUCUUAGUGGAGUUACAUGAGAAGAUGACUAUCACUCUCAUUCUGCGUAAAGCUUGAGCCAGCAGCCUUUUAGCCUAGCUUAGCAUUAAGACUGGAAAGAGAGGGAAACAACUAGCCUGGCUCUGUCUGAGGGUAACAAAAUCAAGCACAUAUUGUGUUUGUUUAAUCCGUACAAAAACCAAAAUGUACAAAUGACAAGCGGUGGUUCUUUACGUGUCGUUAUUGUUUUACAGAUUAGUUUUUUUUAUGGAUUAAACACACAAGACAUUAAGUGUUAAUUAGUGAGUUUUAGAGGGGCUGUAACAGAGAUUGUUCUUCCUUUUGACAGAGGCUAGCUGUUUAUUUUCCUUUUAAAAAAAGAAAUUGUUUCUUUUUUUUCUUUUUAAACUGUAGUUUUCAUUUUUAAUAAGAAAAGGGAUCACAUAAAAGCUUUGCCAAACUUUCUGGUCAAUGAAAGUUACCCGAGUUCAAUACAUAUCUGAUUACAUUCCCAAUCAUAAAAGAAUAUGUUAUCUAUUUUUUUUAUCUUUUAUUCCUUAACUUCCUUAACUUUUCCCCAACAUCUUGUGGUUACACACGUUAGCUGUAAUCAUCAGUAUACAACUUCACCUUCAGCUUUUUUCCACGCCUUCACUCACAAUGUUGAGGCAGUGCUCCUCACCUGCAAUGCUGCAUUUGAACACACAGAGGUGCCCCACCAUCACAAUCCCCUGAUGCGCAUAUUCACAUGGUGAUUGGCCAUGUUUCUGUCUGUACAGUGAUAAUGUCUCUUUGUAAAACACAGCAAAGAGUAUCUGAUUACACAAAGAAAGAGAAGGGUCAAGUGUUACUGUCACAUACCUAAACAAUAGGAAACAAACUUGUAAUCAGUUUAAAGAAUGACAUAGAAAUGUUUUUAUUGACUGUACUUGAAAGGCAUUGUCAUAACUGUCAUUCCAGUUUAACGUUUUUUUAAUUCACUUUUCUCUGUUUUGUGUUUUUAAACAGUGUUUUCAAUUUCCGCCUUGCUUGUGUUAAAUUCUGGGUUUCCUGUCAUGUAUGAAUGUGGUCUCACACUUUUGUUCUCUCAGGGUUCACCUACAUCUCAAAGGGUCUGACAGUCUUAAGUAGUAGACCUAUAUGGUACUUUUUAAAACUGUUGUUAGAUUAAAAAAAAAUGCUUUGGGCAUUUAAGUUAAAAUUAAUGCUUUGGUGACUCUGUAAUGAAGUGAUAUUGACCUAUAAUAGAACUAACUAAAAUUCCUUGAUAGUUAACUUAUACAGUUAAUUGUUGCAUUGGCAAUUGGCAUAAUGUUUAAAUAAUUAUCUUUUUAAAGCUUUAAGUUUGUAAAAUGAUUAUGACUCACUUUUGUGUGGUUGUUAAUGGAGAACUAAUCCUGGAAUCAUGCCAUCGGUAAACUAAGGAUUUUUUGUAAAGGACUAGUGUGUAGGAUUUAGUGGCAUCUGGAGGUAUAGUUGCAGAUUACAACAUAAUCCCCAUUCAAAGCAUGUAGGAGAAACUACAGUGGGCCAAACUUGCAAAAGGCCCCAUCUAGAGUUGUUUUUUUCUGUUCUGGGCUACUGUUGAAAGAUAUCAGUCCAACCUGGGAGGGCCUGCGCCCUCUAUACAUAACAACUCAUUCUAAGGUAACGAAAUCACAACAAUUCUUAUUUUCAGGUUAUUGUACACUAAUGAAAACAUAUGAAUAUUAUAUUCAAUUUCUGCUAAAUGAUCCUCCUGAAUGUUACACACUGGACCUUUUUUUUAAGUGUACUGGUUCACAGAUAUUAAUGUAGGAGUGAGGGUGUGUUAUUUAAUUAUGGAAAAUUCUGUUAAAAUUCUGUCUCAUCUCUUAUUCACUGCACAGUAUAAGAUAAAUAUUAAAUAUGUAGCUCUCUGUAUACAGUUUUUCUAUAAUUGUGAAAUAAAACAGCAUCCUACAGUAAAAAGUAAAA
Morone saxatilis (striped sea-bass) is the source of this 3364-nucleotide messenger RNA. It is a transcript of the gene stk16, whose product is annotated as serine/threonine kinase 16. The transcript is spliced from 8 exons. The record is from RefSeq and is a predicted model, not a curated record. Gene Ontology annotation, molecular function: ATP binding; protein serine/threonine kinase activity. Gene Ontology annotation, cellular component: Golgi apparatus; cytoplasm. Gene Ontology annotation, biological process: protein phosphorylation. Bases 122 to 1039 code for a protein of 305 amino acids. NCBI's taxonomy places the organism in Eukaryota, Metazoa, Chordata, Actinopteri, Moronidae.